Molecule: messenger RNA, 930 nt
Organism: Cordyceps fumosorosea ARSEF 2679
Lineage: Eukaryota; Fungi; Ascomycota; Sordariomycetes; Hypocreales; Cordycipitaceae
Product: 2,5-diketo-D-gluconic acid reductase A
Exons: 1
Coding region: 1-930 (309 amino acids)
Molecular function (GO): oxidoreductase activity
Source: RefSeq, a predicted model, not a curated record
AUGGCUCCCGUCGCUAUCACCCCUGAAGUCUCCCCCGAGCGCCCCAUGAUCGUCAAGAAGGUCCAGGGCAGCCGCUCGCACUCUAGCUCCGUCUCAUCUGUCCACUCCAUCCAGCUCAACGACGGCAACUACAUCCCCACCGUCGCCCUCGGCGUCUACAAGGCCCCCAACGGCCAGGAGACCGAGGACGCCGUCACGGCCGCCCUCGACGCCGGCUACCGCCACAUUGACUCGGCUGCGCGCUACGCCAACGAGGAGGCCUGCGGCCGUGCCAUCCGCCGCUGGCUCCAGAAGACGGGCACUCCCCGCGAGGAUGUUUUCAUCUGUUCCAAACUUUGGGAUGCUGACCACGGCUAUGAGGCCACCUUCAACGCCCUCUGCUCGUCGCUCGACAAGUUUGGCCUCGACUACCUGGAUCUCUACCUGAUCCACUCGCCCGCCGACGACGAGGAGAAGCGCCUCGAGUCGUGGCGCGCCCUCGAGACCGCUCAGCGCCUGGGCAAGGUCAAGUCCAUCGGCGUCUCCAACUUUGGCGCCGCCCACAUUGAGAACCUCAUUGAGAACGCAACCGUCGUCCCGGCCGUCAACCAGGUCGAGGUCCACCCCUUCUGCCAGCGCCAGGCUCUCGUCGACCUCUGCGACAAGCACGGCAUUAAGAUCGAGGCCUACUCUCCCCUGGCCCGCGGCAACAAGCUCGAGGACCCCACCAUCGGCAAGAUCGCCGAGAAGUACAGCAAGACUCCUGCUCAGAUCCUACUCAACUGGAAUGCCGCCCGCGGCAACGUUGUCCUGCCCAAGUCCCUGACCGCCCACCGCAUCAAGAGCAACUUUGAGUCGUUUGACUUCAAGCUUGCCCCCGAGGACGUUGCCACCAUUGAUGCUCUGGAGUCCAACUAUGUCACUGGCUCUAUGCACAAGUCUGUUGAUUAA